Molecule: messenger RNA, 720 nt
Organism: Rotaria socialis
Lineage: Eukaryota; Metazoa; Rotifera; Eurotatoria; Philodinida; Philodinidae
Source: the annotation of a GenBank genome assembly
AUGUCAAUAAAAUCAACUGUCCGUAAAUUACCAACGCUUUCAUCAGUGCACAUGCCAAUAUCUUAUCGACGAUAUCAAAAUCGUGCUGCAGCUGUUUAUGAUAUGAGUAUUAAUUGUCAUGAUAUUGAUACAGUAUGUCACAUACAUCGUUUAUCUGAAACUAUUAUUUUACAAGAUUGGAAAGGAAAUAUUGAUUAUUUAAAAAUUAAAUUAAAUUUAAAUAAUCGAAAUGAUAUUAAAAAUAGAUUUUUAAAAACUAUGAAAGAUAUUGAAGAAAAUAAUAUUCAACCAACACUUGCUGCAAUUGUUCAUUAUAUACCGUUUAUUUACAUUGAACAAGCCAUAGCAGAGCAAGAUAUUAAAAAUGCAUUGAAACGUUUUCUUCGUGAAUUUAAUUCAAAAAGAAAGCCAGAAAAAGUUUCUAAAACCGAUAAUAUUAUUCAACAACAAUUAAAUGAUGGUCAACCUAUUCUAACGUCAUUUGAACAAUAUUUACUCGUUGAACAUUUUAUUAAAUCAGUAUCAAUAAGAAAAUUUCGAAGACUAAUUGAUAUUGAAAAAUGUCUGCUUGAAUUUAUUCAACUAAUUAUCAAGACAAAUUAUUCGUCAUUAAAUAAUAUUUCUUAUUUAAAUAAAGCAUGGUUGAAAAUAUUUCUUCAAUCGGCAUAUCCUCGAUUACAGUCAGAUGCUCUAUCUUGGCUAAACAUAAAUCAAUUAUAA